Messenger RNA from Somion occarium, 988 nucleotides. The record is from the annotation of a GenBank genome assembly. Lineage: Eukaryota; Fungi; Basidiomycota; Agaricomycetes; Polyporales; Cerrenaceae.
AAUGGGACAUGCUGUCCCUAGGACGCCAACACAGGAUAAGACGUGGGAGCCUACAGACUAUCCUGAGGCAGGAACCUUUGUCUACACUGCCUCCAGCUUGAACGUUCCCCAUCCCCUCGAGUGGAAGACAAUUCGACCCAAGCUCAGACAUAUGUCAGAGCCAACUCAAUCGGAGGGUGAUAUGAAACCUUCCAGUUCAAAGACUGAUAUCGUCGAAGCCUCUAGUAGCACGCUUCAGUUCGGCGAAGGUUCGCAGGACGUAUCGCAGAAUACAGUUAGACUAGCUCCUCAGGAGAUGAUUCCAGUCGGUGUAUAUGGGCAGGAUAAGGAACGGUUACCGAGGGAAAAGACGCAUGUUAAAGGCCGUGGUCAAGACCAUAUUUCAGAAGCUCAAAAGGCACCGGUAGCGUUUGAAAUAAGAAAGAGAAGAAGAGUCCAAAACGAUUCCGUUACUGAACCUCCACCUAAAAGAAAAAGGGGCCGUCCCCCCGGUUCUAAGAACAAACGUGUAGCCAACCCAGAGUCCACACAACAACUUGGUGAUCAAGGGAGACCUGACGUCAAGAUGGUGGGCAUUAUGGUCAAGUCUACUCGAUCUGGGCCGGCUACAUCAUGAAGAUGUAAGCCAGGAUACACCAACGAAUUCGUCCUUUCUGCCUAAUAGGAAGUAGGCAUGAGGCAUGUGACGGAUCGAGUGAAGCACGUACAGAGUUGGUAAUGAACCUAGAUACACUUGGGUCAGAACAUGGGAAACGAGGCGAGUCCAAGUAUCCUAUUGUGUAAAAUCAUGUAGGAUGGAAAUACGUGCUCAAGCCAUACCGGGCCAAAUGCCAAGGCGCUCUUAUCUAAACUCUCAAAGGUCAUGCGAAAAUAGCCCCAACGACAAACCUAUCUCGUCCAACGUAUUUACCAUAAACUAUCCGUUUGCGACAAGCCAAUGGGAGCUUCUGCUCAAUUUGUUGAGGAUCAAUAAGACCAUUAAUCCACU